CCACCGUUUGUCCUUAUGGAGGACUAUGAUGUGGACAUGGAUGACGAAGAGGAGGGAGUAGUAUUGAGCAGAAAGGCCACAACAGGCCACUGGUGGGAGGACUGCGAUGGCAGCUGUGACAUACAACGACAGAAAAUAGGAAGAGGCUGCAUGGUCAACAGCCGCAGUUGGGCCGAGGAGCUCCAGGAUAUCUUUGUACCACAACCAGAAGACUGUUGCAGGGGAGGACGGACCAGGCUGUCCAGCAUCUCAGCCCAGAGGAAUGAGAGAGAGUCCAUCAGGCAGAAACUUGCCCUUGGCAGUUUCUAUGACGACGAGCCAGUCAUCUACACCAGCUGCAGCAAGAACGGCUCGUCCUCCCGGCUGCAGAGUGGGGUGAACCUGCAGGUGUGUUUCGUUAAUGACAGCAACAGCGACAAAGACAGUGAUGCUGAGGACAGCAGGACGGAGACCAGUCUGGACACACCGCUGUCCCCUGUGAGCAAACAGAGCUCAUCGCUAUCAGACCGGGACACUGCAGAGGAGGACUCGGAUCCGUUAGAUGACUGCGGUGGGUUUUGGCGGGUGCAGCGAAGGUUGCAGGAGGAGGCCCGGGUGGCGCUGGCUCUGGCUCGACCCAUGGCCCGAAUGCAGGUGGAGGUGGAGAGACAAAUCCAACUGCACAGACGGUCCCCUGUGGCUGACCUGCUUCCACAUCUGCCCCACAUCAGCGAAGGCUUAAUGAAGAGGAAUCUGAGGCAAGGAGACAUGAGAGACAUGAGUCUGGGACAGCUGCAAGUCAUCACGAAUGAUUUACACUCACAGAUUCAGAGUCUAAAUGAGGAGCUGGUGCAGUUGCUGCUGAUGAGGGAUGAGCUGCAUGUGGAGCAGGACGCGAUGCUAGUGGACAUAGAGGACCUCACCAGGCAUGCACAAAGCCAUCAGCGGCACCAGGCAGAGAAGGCCAUGUCUAAAUAAACACCCCGUCUACACGUGUUUCUGUCUGCACGCCGUCCAACCUCCCACACCACAGACUGUCACUAGUGUUGCUAACGAAACUCCAUCUGUGGUGACUGUUUCCGGGGAAAUGAACACAGCAUUUAGUAUCAACACGCACAUAUUAUAUUGCACCACCACGAGGCUGUCCGAGAGGACGGCGAAAAGUAAAAGAUCACAGAUUUCAGUGUGGACACAGUUGAGUUUGUGCAGGUCUUUCACUUUCUCUUUCUAUGAUUAAAGCUGUGUGUCACAGAAUUAGGGGAAUCCUCUUGACUUUAUUUCACCCCUGAUCUGUUUCAACUUCCAUGUGAUUUUGCUGGUUUGGAGAGAGCACCAGCUCGCCUUGUUUUUCCUUCGAAUCACAAAGGGGUAAAGUUGUCUAAAAAGAACGAGCCACACCUGAAUGAGAUCCAUAAACAGUUAACUUUUGUUUGUUUCUAUAAUAUCAAGAGGGUAUCUCAGUUCACCUGCAUAUCAUUUAUUUCACUAAGAGCACCGUGUCCUUGUCGGUAUUCACUAUCACACGUACUGGCUGUUGCAAUAGUAAAUGGCAAAUAUGCUGCAGCGGCUUCACAGAAAUCUCAUAAAAAAAUCAUUUAGGCAGAAUUGGUUCGAACUACAUAGCUGUUACAGUUUCCACCUGCUUUAAAGAUAUAUUUAGAGAUUUACUGGGCAAGAUUUUGAACUUUAUUCUGACAGAUUUGUGUUAUCAAGUGUAUUACAGUACACAAAAUGAUGUAAGUUCGUACAGAUUUUGGGGUUAACACAAAGGCAGAAAAAGAAAAUGUUGAGGCAUCGUGACAUGAACAGCCUCUAAACAGGAAUAUGCAAUGUCAUUUAUGUUAUGCUUAAUUUACUAAUGCUGACAAACAGAGAAAAUCUAACACAAAUAUAUGAGUAAAUCACAGCCUGAGCAUAUAUCUAUUUUAUCUGUUUCAAAGGUUUAUGGACAUACAGUAUGUAAAUGUGAGAAGAUACUUUAUUAAAAGGGAGAGGAAUAUGCCUUGUUAUGUUUCAGUGUUUUCACUCACGGCUUUUUAAGAAUGUUAUUUAACACAGGGUUAAAGUUGGUUUUUCUAUUGUUUUGCUUUGUUGAUAAAUGUACUGUAAAAUGAUUGUUAAAAAAAAAAAAAGAUCCAGUAAUAAAUGUUUCAAGUGUG
Acanthochromis polyacanthus (spiny chromis) is the source of this 2138-nucleotide messenger RNA. RefSeq lists its product as uncharacterized. NCBI's taxonomy places the organism in Eukaryota, Metazoa, Chordata, Actinopteri, Pomacentridae. Gene Ontology annotation, cellular component: cell junction; plasma membrane. The record is from RefSeq and is a predicted model, not a curated record. Bases 16 to 957 code for a protein of 313 amino acids. Gene Ontology annotation, biological process: positive regulation of hippo signaling. The transcript is spliced from 7 exons.